AUGGAGGACUCUGCCAGAGUGAGUAUGAACAAACACAACAACCAGGAGAGCCUCACCUUUGUGAAAAACUACCAACCUGGAAACAGUGACGUCAGUCGUCUCAGGAUUCUGCUUCAUGGACCAAUCGGUGCCGGCAAGUCCAGUUUCGUCAACUCCGUGGACACUGUCUUACAAGGCAGAGUUACCGGUCGAGCUCCGACAGAUGCAAUCUCUGGGAGAAGCUUCACCACAAAGUACAAGACGUACAAGUUCAGGAAAGCUUCGGGUGGCUUUUAUUCUGUCGUUUUCAAUGACAUCAUGGGAUUCGAGAAAGCCACUAACACUGGAGUUGAUGUGGAAGAGGUCAAACUGGCCCUGAAAGGACAUGUUGCAGAAAAUCACGAGUUCAAUCCCCAACGGCGGUUGAUGGAGGGUGAUAAAGGUUACAGGUCAUCUCCCACUCUGGCUGACAAAGUUCAAGUCCUGGUUUGUGUCAUUCCUGCCGACCAAAUAGAUUUCAUACCUAAAGAAGUUGUGGAGAAGCUAAGAGAUGUCAGACUCGCAGCCAGUGACAUGGAAAUUCCCCAACUGGUUAUUAUCACCAAAGUGGAUGAAGCCUGUCCUGAGGCGAAAAGAGAUCUGAAGAAUGUCUACAAGAGCAUUCACCUGAAGGAAAUGGUCGACAAAUGCCACCUUUUAUUGGGGAUUCCAGUGAACUGCAUCUUUCUUGUGAAGAACUACAGUUCAGAAAUCAGCCUCAAAGAUGAGACUGAUGCUCUGAUACUGAGCGCACUGAAGCAGAUGGUUAACUUUGGUGACGACUACGUCAGCUACCUCGAGUAGACCUGCUGCUGCUGAGGCAAACACAUUCUCAUGAAUGGGUUUGUAUGAUUCCCCACAAAAAGUAGCGCACUGAAAUUCAUAUCAUCCAUUAAGUUUACAUUAAGCUUAGGUGCCAACAGCAGAGUUAAUGUGAGGAAAAAAGAACAGGGUUAGGGUUAUAAAAGCUACUUCUGUACACAACUUCCAACGGGACACGAACACCAGCUUCCAGGUCUGCUGGUCUCCUGUUGUUCUGGCCUCAGGCAUUAAAAACAUUUUUUGCUGACUGGGC
Molecule: messenger RNA, 1093 nt
Organism: Centropristis striata (black sea bass)
Lineage: Eukaryota; Metazoa; Chordata; Actinopteri; Perciformes; Serranidae
Product: interferon-induced protein 44-like
Exons: 6
Coding region: 1-822 (273 amino acids)
Source: RefSeq, a predicted model, not a curated record